Molecule: messenger RNA, 2054 nt
Organism: Neodiprion fabricii
Lineage: Eukaryota; Metazoa; Arthropoda; Insecta; Hymenoptera; Diprionidae
Product: tubulin epsilon chain-like
Exons: 9
Coding region: 382-1815 (477 amino acids)
Biological process (GO): microtubule cytoskeleton organization; mitotic cell cycle
Cellular component (GO): microtubule; cytoplasm
Molecular function (GO): GTP binding; structural constituent of cytoskeleton
Source: RefSeq, a predicted model, not a curated record
AUCGUGGCCGUUUACUGAAAGUUUUUUUUUACCUUUCUACUGAUUCUCGAAAGAAUUUUACGCAUGCGGCCAUGUGACAUGAGUCAACACAGAUGACACCUGAUACCUUUCACUUUUCAACUGUCAUUUUCGCAUGCAUACAAUAAAUAUCAAGCACGUGUCGUAUUGUUCUCAUUUUCGGUCACAUUUUUCCAAUUUUCUCCUUCAAACUUAAAUUUACCCACUAUUUAUUAGUAGCAGUAUUUUUUCUAUCAAUUUUGCACUUUUUUAUCUUCAUUCUCUGCUUGGGACAGGAAAACGGUAAAAUAAUAUACACAAAGUAGGUUGCGGUUUGUUCACUGGGAAAAGCAUUGCGUGUAAAUAAUUCACUGAAAAUAAAUAAUGAGUCAAUUUAUAUCAGUUCAAGUCGGUCAAUGUGGAAAUCAAAUAGGCUCGGCUUUUUGGCCACUGGUAUUAAACGAGUAUGGAAUUCAAACAUCUAGUAACAGCGUACAGUUAUUGAAAACACAAAAGGAUCAUGUUAAAAACACAAGAGAGCUAUCGGAAGCAUUUCACAGUUUUUUCCACGUUCCUGGAAACAAAGGAGACUUGUCGUUUAAAACGUUAGCAGAUCUCAAUGCUGCUAAAGUCAAAGCCAGGACAGUUCUCAUCGACAUGGAGGAUAGCGUUGUGUCUCGAUACAGACAAGGACCUUUAAGAGGUCUCUUCGAUCAAACGUGCAGCGUUACAAAUUAUCCAGGAUCUGGAAAUAACUGGGCAGUUGGGCAUUACACUCAUGGCACAGAGUAUCGUGAUCGAAUAGAUGAAACUGUGAGGCGAGUAGCAGAAAGAUGCGAUUGUCUUCACGGAUUUAUGAUAACAAACUCCGUUGGUGGUGGUACAGGUUCUGGCCUGGGUACUGCUGUUUUGUCUUUCUUGGAAGAUAGUCACCCUCGUGUUGACAGAUUUGUAUCGUGUGUGUUUCCAUCAGGCACUGAGGAUGUUGUAACGGCUCCAUAUAACGUGUUGCUAGCUUCAAGAGAGCUUUUAGAACAUGCCACAUGCGUCUUUCCAGUUGAAAACAAGGCACUCUUGGAAAUUUGUAAUACUCAAAUGUCUAAGAGGGAGAAUAUUGAUCAAGCUUCGUACAAUGGUAGUUGCCUACCCUUCCAAGACAUGAAUAGUAUUAUUGUUAAUAUGCUUUUACAUUUGACAAGUGGUUCACGAUUUCCCGGUAGCUUGAAUAUGGAUAUGAAUGAAUUGGCAACAAACCUUGUUACAUAUCCAAAGUUAAAUUACAUAUUCAGCAGUGUUAGUCCUAUUGCUUUGACUGCUUCAACAAUGCCUACAAUUCCGGGUACCAAGAUGCAAGAUCAGCUAUUUACAGAUGCUUGGUCUAGAAGCAAUCAAUUAUUAAAAACAGAUCCCUUGAGCCCCGGAUCCGUGAUUUUAAGCGCAGCUCAUGUUGUCAGAGGCACCACUUCUUUGACGGACAUGAGACGAAACAUUAAAAAAUUCCAGAGUAAAGCUAGAUUUACAACAUGGAGCAAAGAGGCAAUGAAAGUUGGAUUAUGUUCCGUACCACCUUUCGGACAUCCUGCGUCGCUCCUGUGUCUUCUAAACUCGACAGCUAUGUCCAAUAUGCUUGAAGUUAUAGUGCAACAAUUCGAUAAACUUUACAGCAGAAAGGCUCAUGCUCACCAUUACCUAGAGGUGAAUGGAUUUGAAGAAAAUCACUUCCAUGAAAGCCGAGAAUCCAUUCUGAAUCUAUCAAAGCAAUAUAUAGAACUGCAAAUCCAACAACCAAUGAACAUCCCACGACUACAGUUAUUGUAAACAGAUGCAGGUGAUAGUAAUAACAUAAACGUAAUUUUGUUCGAUUCGCCAAAUGGAAUUUCCAAUUGAUCUGGAACAACCAUAUCGGCAGAUACAAGCAUUUUAUUAGCUGUUAUAUUUUCUUGUUUACACGUGGAUUAUGAUACAGUUAAAUUAAUUCUAUACAGAAAUAAAAAAUAAAUUUUUCAUGUUAAGAGGACAGAAAUUGUACAGGCAAAGAUACUGCAUGCGUUAAGAGA